Limanda limanda (common dab) is the source of this 2462-nucleotide messenger RNA. Its product is annotated as arylsulfatase A-like. The record is from RefSeq and is a predicted model, not a curated record. NCBI's taxonomy places the organism in Eukaryota, Metazoa, Chordata, Actinopteri, Pleuronectiformes, Pleuronectidae. The coding region runs from base 96 to 1607 and encodes 503 amino acids. The transcript has 9 exons. Gene Ontology annotation, molecular function: arylsulfatase activity.
GGGCGGAGUGUUGGAUCUCUGCCGCUGAGAAAGAUCAUCACAGAAACUGAGAGAAGCUCGAAUCCACAGCAGGCUCCUGAUCUUCUUCACUCAGGAUGGACCUCACCUCCUUCCUCCUCCUCUUCCUCUCCUCUCUCUGCUGCUCCUGCUGCUUCGGGGCUGCUCCUCCGAACUUUGUCCUGGUUUUCGCCGAUGAUUUGGGUUUCGGGGAUCUGGGCUGUUACGGACACCCCACCUCUCUCACCCCGAACCUGGACCGUCUGGCCGCGGGAGGACUCCGCUUCACCGACUUCUACGUCUCCAGCCCGGCCUGCAGCCCGUCCAGAGCUGCGCUGUUGACGGGACGCUACCAGACUCGCUCCGGCAUCUACCCAGGAGUGUUGUACCCGGGCUCUAUAGGGGGUCUUCCUCUGAACGAGACCACCAUCGCUGAGGUCCUGAAACCUCUGGGCUACGCUACAGCUGCCGUGGGAAAGUGGCACCUGGGAUUUGGGGCCAAUGGGAUGUUCCUUCCAACCAAGCAGGGGUUUGACCAGUACAUGGGGAUCCCUUACUCCCAUGACCAGGGCCCCUGUCAGAACUUGACUUGUUUCCCUCCAGAUGUGAAAUGUUUCGGACUUUGUGAUGUCGGCGUAGUAACCGUCCCGCUAAUGUACAAUGACGUCAUCAAGCAGCAACCGGUCGACUUCCUAGACCUGGAGAAUAAGUACAGUGACUUCGCGACCAACUUCAUCACCACAUCGGCCGAGAAGAAUCAACCUUUCUUCCUCUACUAUCCCUCUCAUCACACCCACUACCCCCAGUAUGCUGGUCCAGGGGCCGCUGGGAAGUCUUUAAGGGGCCCAUUUGGAGAUGCUCUGCUGGAGUUUGACAACACUAUUGGAAACAUACUGACAGCCCUGGAGAAGACAGGAGUCAUCAACAACACUCUGGUCUUCAUCUCUGCAGACAAUGGACCUGAGCUGAUGCGUAUGUCCCGUGGCGGUAAUGCUGGCCCUCUGAAAUGUGGGAAAAGCACCACAUAUGAGGGGGGCAUGAGGGAGCCAGCCAUCGCGUACUGGCCAGGUGUCAUCCAACCAGGUUUGACUCAUGAGCUUGCCAGCACUCUAGACAUCCUCCCCACCAUCUCAACCCUGGCAGGAGCCAAACUGCCCCAGGUGAUGCUGGAUGGAGUCGAGAUGACGGAGAUACUUGUCAAACAAGGAAAGAGUAAAAGGGAGACGAUGAUAUUCUACCCCACAGACCCCAGUGAGAUGUAUGGUCUGUUUGCUCUGAGGUUGGGGAAGUACAAGGCCCACUACUACACUCAAGGUUCCAUCAAAAGCAGCACGACCCCGGACAAAGACUGCCAAGUAUCCGCUGUUCUCAAGGCCCACAACCCCCCUCUGCUUUUCGACCUGGAGCUGGACCCCUCUGAGAACUACCCUCUCUCUCUGGAGGGGAAACCCGACCUCCAAGCCCUGCUGGAGAGGAUGAAGAGAGUCAAGCAGCAGUUUGAAGCCUCCAUGGUGUUUGGGCAGAGCCAGAUAUCAAAAGGAAGAGACCACAACCUGGAGCCGUGCUGCAAUCCUGAGUGUACCCCCAAACCCAGCUGCUGCCGGUGCUGAUAGGACAGAUGUGUGGGGGAGGCUGAAGCUACUUGACUGAUUUUACUGUGCAAAGUGCUCAAAGCUCGAAAAGAUGUGAUUUUUGAAAUUAUGCAAUUCUGCAUUAAUCGGUUUUCCUCAGUGAGGAAAUCUUAUUUUUUUGUGUUAAUAUUGAUUAUAUUUCAAAUUAGUAGAGCAACACUCUAUCUUACUGUGUUAAAGACAGUGGAAUAUAUACAUUUAUCUGGAUCUACCAUUCUUCCAUGGGUCAUUCCCGGCUCCUUCACAAAAUGCCAAGUUUCAGUAGUUUUUGUGAAUUCUGCUAACUAAAAAACAGAGAAACAAAGCCAGAAGAAAACCUAUCCACUUCAGGAAAUAAUGCACGACAUGGAAGGUAUGUUUGUUUGUCUGUUUGUUGGACCACACAAAAAUGACUACUGUUACCUGGUGGAAGGAUGUGUUAAGGGUUUGGAAAGAACCCUUAAAAUGUUGAGGAGGCCCAUCCAGAAAUGUUGGGAUUGUGAGAAAAACAUUUUAGUUGAUUUCCCGGAUAAAUAUGAAUGGAUCUUGAUUUAAAAAACUAGGCACGCUGUGGGGACUGAUUCGGUGCAGAUCAGAAAAAAAUCUGGAGACAGUGAAUUUAAAUGUUUUAUUUUGUAAUACUUUCAUAAGGGGACUUUGGGGCCUUGGUGGAGAUUUGCAGUCUUUAACCGCUCCUCUAGUUUUAAUGGAUCCAUUAUGAAAUGUUAUCUUCAACAUUCUUUAUCAUCAUAAGUUUUUCAAUAUUAAUAUGGAGGUAUUUAUAAAAUGUUUUGCAGCACAUUUCAAUCACACAAACAAAGAUUGGAUGCGAACAAUAAAGAAGACACAAAAGCU